CCACCAGCUGCACAGAUCCUCCGCUCACGCGCUCAGCUCCAGCAGCAGCGCACUAGCGGAUAGCAGCCAGAUUUGGCUCCACGAGCUUUACGCGUCUAUUUGAGAAGACGACCGAGCAGCAGCAGAGCAACUCAGGCAGCGUCGCUGGUCUCGCCAGAGAUCUUGGUGCCGCCAUGCAUCUCCUCCAUCGAUCCUCCGUGUUGGGCGGCGGCGGCGGUCGGGCGCCGCGGCGAGGGGGAGCUGGCACCCCGAGGGCGCCGCCGCCGAGGCAGCACCAGCUCUUCUCCAAAAGCGACUCCAUCAAGAAGAGGAGCGCCGCCGCCGCCAAGGGGUCCAAGCGCGCGCGGCUGCGCGCCGGGCUCGCCGCCGCGCUGCAGGACCUCAGGUUCGGCGGCCGCCACAAGCGCCGCUCGUCACCGGCGUCCGCCGACGGCGCCACGCGGCCCGGCUCUCAGGUCGGACACGAAGCGGCCCGCCGCGCCGCGGACGCCGCCGCUUGCCCGCCGUGCGCCACCGCCGCGUCCAACAGUCGCCAGCAGGGGACGAUGGAGAGUGGCGGUGGCGACGGCGCGCUGCUGCUGCUGCUGCUGGCGUUGAUGGCACUCGUCUGCGUGGUGGCGCUCGGCCGUGCGCCGGCCGUCUGCUGCUGCACCUGCGCCGCGUGGCUGUGCCGAGGCCGCUCCGCCGCCGCCGGAGCGGCGCGCUCUGCAGUAGACCAGUAGUAGCGUAGUGCAAGCACAAGCUGGUUAUGCUGGUAGCACUGACGACGCCAACGCCGCUGGGCCCUGUAGGUGAAUAGAAUCAUCUGUCACUCUCACUCGGUCACUCCUUCGCUUUGUCUUCCGAGAUCCUUGGAACAGAGUUCAGACUCUGCUGCCAAGAAGAGCGGCGCCGGCGAAGGUUAAGUGUGCGCGGCUGCGCGUCGGGCUCGCCGGCCGCCACAAGCACGGCUCACCGCUCUCUGCCGACGGCACCACGCGGGCGACGCAGCCCGGCACUCGAAGCGGCCCGCCGCGCCGUGGACGCCGCCGCCACCGCCACCGCGUCCGGCAGUCCGGGGCCGGCGGCCUCGAGUGAACUAGAUAUUAUGUGCCCUUUAAUCUAAAUAUUUUUUUCAUUGUAAUAUGAUAAAGGAGAUAAUAAUAAUAAUAUUAGAUAUUUAAUUCUUGAA
Setaria italica (foxtail millet) is the source of this 1171-nucleotide messenger RNA. RefSeq lists its product as uncharacterized. The record is from RefSeq and is a predicted model, not a curated record. Bases 174 to 722 code for a protein of 182 amino acids. The transcript has a single exon. NCBI's taxonomy places the organism in Eukaryota, Viridiplantae, Streptophyta, Magnoliopsida, Poales, Poaceae.